AUGGGCGGCCUCGGUUCCAUACUUCCACUUCCUCAGCUCGUGGUCUGCAGCAACCAGUCUUCCGGUAAAUCCUCAGUACUCGAAGCCAUCACAGAGGUUCCCUUCCCGCGCAAGGAGAAUCUAUGCACACGCUUCGCCACCGAGAUCAUCCUGCGUCGUGAUCAGUCGGAGACGAUCCAGACGAAGAUCAUCCCAGACGAGUCACGCCCAGAACAUGAGAAGAACAAGCUCAAGGCGUUCCAGGAGUCCAUCUCUGACUUUGAGGAGCUUCCAACGCUCAUUGAGAAGGCCACAAUACUCAUGGGUCUUGAUGCCGCUCCCGGUUGGGGAGGAGAUGCGGUGCCGCGUGCUUUUUCUAGAGACGUUCUCAGCGUGGAAAUCACAGGACCAAGCCGCCCACAGCUCACUCUGGUCGAUCUCCCAGGCUUAAUUCAAUCGGCAAACGAGAUGCAGUCAGAUGCGGACAUUGAUCUUAUCCACUCUCUGGUCAGUGAUUACUUGGAUGAGCCCCGUACUAUCAUGCUCGCUGUCAUCUCGGCAAAGGACGACUAUGCCAACCAAGCCAUUCUUGCCAAGUGCAGAAAGGUAGACCCAGAUGGUCACCGCACCCUCGGCAUCGUGACAAAGCCAGACUACCUGAGAGCUGGUUCCGCGAACCAAGAGAACUGGAUCACUCUUGCAAAGAACAAGGACAUCUACUUCGAGCUGGGCGGGCACAUGCUGAAGAAUCGUGGUGAGGAUGAAGGCGCAGACAGCUUCGCCAAGCGCAAUGCAGCAGAGACGGAAUUUUUCAACCAGGGCAAAUCCAGAGAGAUUCCUGCUUCUGACAAGUGCAUCUCGUCUCUUCGCACGAAGCUCGCAAAGCUUCUCUUCAGACACUUGAAGAAGGAGAUCCCCAACCUCCAAGCUGAUCUCAAUGCGAAACACGCUGCAACCAUCGCUCAGCUUGAGGCACUCGGCGAGAAGCGUGGCACCACUUCUAAGCAGAAGCGCUUCCUCAUGAACAUCGCGAGCUCAUACCAGAACGUCGUGACCUCUGCUGUCGACGGCCACUAUGAGCAUGCCUUCUUCGGACCUAUCCAGCCCGACAAGCUGUUCGAAGACAUCAGCAACAUGAAGCAUCUUCGUGCCGCUAUCCAGCAUCUCAACUUGCAGUUCGCCAGCCAGAUGCGUCAGUACGGACACAAGUUCAGAAUCUGGGCAGGCGAUGAUGCUGCAGGCACGAACUCGAAGAAGGACCUACCGGAGCCUGAACUGAUGGAGCCAUACGAUGAGGCCAAGUCUCUGCAGAAGGUACUCAAGCGUCAAGAUGCUGUGCAGUGGGUCAAGGACAUCCUCGUCCGCACUCGUGGACGUGAGCUUCCUGGAAACUUCAACCCGCUGCUCAUGAGCCAGCUGUUCUGGGAGCAGUCUGAGCACUGGAAUCUCCUGGCAGCGAAGCACAUCGAUCAAGUCAGUGAUCUCUGCAGCGCUUUCGUCCGUGCUGCGAUCGAGUCUGCUCCCUUCCCAGAUGUCGCGGCCCGUCUGCUCGCUCUCAAGAUCAACGAGGCUCUCGACGUUCGUCGUCAACAUGCUAUCUUGGAGCUGCACAAGCUCAUCGAGGACAAGCAGCGACCACCAAUCACGUACGACCCAUCCUACACCGCCAACAUUCAGGAGUCUCGCAGCCGCAAGACUGCUGCCAAGUUCGAAAAGAUGAUGCGUGAAGCCUCUGUCACCACUGAAGAUGGCAAUACCAUGCUCAAUCCUGAGAUCAUGAAGAACCAGAUGAAGGAGCUGGAGAAUCCCGAUAUGGACCAGGUCUCCGCCGAGGACGCCUUGGACAGUCAGCUGGCGUACUACGAGGACCGAGUCAAGUACUUCAUCGCAGCCGUCACCGACCAAGUCAUCGAGCGUAACCUGCUCCACAACCUUGCCACCGACACUUUCUCGCCCUUGGUCGUCAACGACAUGGCUGAUGGCGAGAUCGGAUACGUUGCCGCCGAGGCUGACGAGGUUACUCAUAAGCGUGACUUCCUCGAGGGCCACAAGGCAAUUCUCGAGACGGGUCAAAAGGCUUUCCGGGAGGCUGUUGGAUCUUACAAGUAG
Molecule: messenger RNA, 2088 nt
Organism: Fulvia fulva
Lineage: Eukaryota; Fungi; Ascomycota; Dothideomycetes; Mycosphaerellales; Mycosphaerellaceae
Product: Interferon-induced GTP-binding protein Mx1
Exons: 3
Coding region: 1-2088 (695 amino acids)
Cellular component (GO): microtubule; cytoplasm; membrane
Molecular function (GO): GTPase activity; microtubule binding; GTP binding
Source: RefSeq, a predicted model, not a curated record